Messenger RNA from Anthonomus grandis grandis, 1199 nucleotides. RefSeq names its product transmembrane protein 177. The transcript is spliced from 4 exons. The record is from RefSeq and is a predicted model, not a curated record. The coding region runs from base 75 to 1034 and encodes 319 amino acids. NCBI's taxonomy places the organism in Eukaryota, Metazoa, Arthropoda, Insecta, Coleoptera, Curculionidae.
UAUAUUUGUGUUCUGUGACAUAACCUAUGUACAUAAAACGGAAAAAAGCAAGUUUCUUUAAAAGUUAAAGCAAUAUGUCUCAUAUUCGAUCAAAAGUAGCAGUCCGCAAUAAUUGGACCACAUCAAAUAGUGGCCGACAAGUAAGCUUUUACUUGGCCAGUUUUGCGACCUGUGGCACACUCCUAGGGAACGUACUGCCCCAUAUAGGAGGUGUACCGUAUUACGUAGAUUUUGUGAGACUCUACAAUAAAGGCUUUGCAGUGCCUGUUCCUGACAAGCUCAACCAGAGGUUUCAAAGGGUUUUAGAUUUACUGAAGAUUGAUAAGGAUAAUAAAAUGAGAUUCAUACCAUUUAUGGCAUGUGGAUUUGAUAUGUUUAGUGCUGGAACACUUGGACGUUUUGGGAUCCACAUUGGAUUACCAGUAAAUUUCACAUAUGAUAAUGUUGAAAAUAUUGAUAAAUCAAAAAUAAAGCUAAAUGAACAAUCAGUCAUUUGGGAGUCAGAUGCAGGCAAAAGACUUUUAAAUGCCUUAAUAGUGCCAGAGAAUGGUCAAUUAUAUGCCAUAGCAAAGGAAAUAAAAAUGAGAGACAGCUAUAAAUUAUUUUUUGACACAUUUUAUGCUACUGCAUCAGUAUUUCUAACAUAUGCAGGCAGUGUGACCCUAAAUCAAAGACUAAACCUCUAUUCUAAGCCAAGGAGCCUGAGAAUUUUGGGAUAUUGUCUUAUUGCUUUUGUAAAUACUGCAAACUAUGUGAUGUUGAAGGAUCUGACUCAGCAUAUCUAUGAAGAAAAAAUUGACAAAGAGCUGAAAGAGUUAAGCCCUAUUUUUGCAGAAGGUGGAAAACAAUUUUAUACUCAAAUUUUGGAGAGAAAUAAGGCUUUAAGAGUAUUAAUGGGAAAGGAAGGAGAAGCAAAAUACACAGUGCUGGGCAAUGAGAAUUUUUUAAUAAGGACUAAACACUUGCCUUUGGUUCAGAGGAAAGCCUAUUUUGAAGAGCAAGAAAGUAGUAGUGAAACAUCACUUCUAAGCUAGUUUAAAUACGUAUAUUUUAUUGUGUGAAUUUGUGAUGUUAAUAACUAAAUGUAAAGAUAACAGUUGAAAUGUCCCUAUCUGCAUUAUAAGUGGUCUCAACAGUGUUACUUCAAUUUUGUUAAGAUGAUAGUCUAUGAAGAUGAUAAUAAAGUUGUUAGUACAGUA